Ruditapes philippinarum (Manila clam) is the source of this 1866-nucleotide messenger RNA. RefSeq lists its product as uncharacterized. Lineage: Eukaryota; Metazoa; Mollusca; Bivalvia; Venerida; Veneridae. Bases 338 to 802 code for a protein of 154 amino acids. The record is from RefSeq and is a predicted model, not a curated record. The transcript is spliced from 6 exons.
AAUACUUUAUCAUGAAAAUGGUAAAAUUAUGAAAAGGCUUUUAUUUAUACCUGAAGCAAAACGAAUCUGAUCUUUGUAUACAUAUAUCGGUCAUGAUAAUUCAGGCAUAAGAAGGUCAUCUAUUUAUACAUGCUUUGUUAACUUAUUUUUCUAUUGAUUGAACGCGAGCUGUAGGAGUUGUUGGGUGUGUGCUUUAACAAGGGUGUAAAAUCGAAAAUUGUAAAAUCGGAUUUAAAUAGAAAUAAACAGAUUGUUAUAAAUCACUUGAGAUAGGAUUUAUAACUUCCUAACAACCUUAUCAGAGACGGGUUACAAGAGGAUAAUUGGACGUUAAAGUAUGGAGAAAACAGAAGAUGGCUCGAAGAGAUUUCUAGGAUCGAAAGUUCUUUUUAUCCUACUGGUCAUAAUUUACUUAUAUUGGUUUCUCUGGGGCGUGACAAAAUUUGUGCUUGGUAUUGUAUACAUAAACGAUUGCGAAGAUAUACAAAUGAUACCAAUCUUCAUACUGGUGGACGGAUUUACAUAUAUCCCGCUUGCCAUUGGUCUUAUACCUUUCUACAGAGAGAGUAGCGAUUCUACGAAACGAAACGCCCAGUUCCUUCUUAUCUUUGGAAUAAUACUUUGCGCAGGUUGGACAAUAACAGGGUCUUGUUUUAUUUACCCAAGCAACAAGGGAAAGGAUUGUGACGAGGUAGUCAGGACAAUCGGAAGCGCCACACUUGGCCUUAACUGGGGCACGAUAGGCAUUUGGGGUCAACUUGUGUUCCGUGCGCUGUUUUAUAACGGCUGCAGCUGCUGUUAGGCCUGCGUGGAUAUUUACAGCACACGACUCCUAGCAUGCUAGAUGUUAAAGGCGUUCGUCAAGCCCUUUAGUUUUCUAGCAUUCACCUGUUUGUAUCUGCUAGAAGAUUUUAUUUUCGUGAAAAGUUAAACAAUCAAAUUAAGAAUUUCAUGCAUUAAUAAUGCAAUCUCUGGCCUUUGAAGUACUUUUGUUUUCAUUAUAAGUAAAAUGGCUUGAUUCAGCGACCACAAUUAUUAGACACCUUCAAUCCCGGUUCCUAAAGCUUUUUCUACAAAGACACAUACUGUGAAUCGUCUCCCGCAGCCAGCUACAAAGAGUGUACAUAUGUACGGGAACUAUUUUAUUAAAUAUAACCACGAAAUAUACGUGUAUUUUAUAUGUAUUGGUGCAGCUAUAAAUAGUUAUUAUAUAUAUGUUUAGCUUAAAGAUUUUUUAUUUAGACAUUAAUAGUGACACUAAAUAUAGCCAUGUACAGGAGGAGGGUUUCUCUCCAAGCCAUGGUUUGGUAUAGGAGAGAAGCCAUGGUUUGGUAUAGGAGACAACGCUUGCGUGUUCAUAUGUAUAUGUUGACAAUAAAGGAGCUUUUUUUUACCAUAAUACUAGUAAGCCAGAUAUAUACACAUUUUAUACCAUUUGCUAGUCUAGAAACUAAUCUCGUGAAAAUAAUUAAAAAAGAUGGUUUAAAACAUUGUUAAAAAAUACCCCUGGUGAAACGAGAAAAAUAAAAUUGUCCUCGCAUUAUUUCAUACAAAAAAAAUAUACCCUGAACUAAAAAUGCUGUAGUUUCUAUGUGUUAGUUUAAUCUUUUAUUGUUUGUUGUUUUUAUCCGAUUUUCAUAAAAAGGUUGUAACACCUAUAAAUAUUUAUUGUUCGGGGUAAUGUAUUUGAUACUCAACAGCAAUACAAUGUUGUCAGUAUUUUGAAAGCUAUUUGUUUCAUUUAUACUGCUAAACAAAAUGAAAUCCGUUUCUGUUGAGUUUGUUGCUAUUCUAUACUUUUCAUGUAUUCUUAAUCUACCUCUUGUAAAUCAUUGUUUAUUGAAAUAAAAUGUUGAAAACAAUGUU